CAACCCUUCACCACACUCCCGCCCAAGGAACACGCUUACACUCGACCCUGUGCCGCCAUCGACGAGCAAGUGCGAGUAGCAGUCGCGCAGCCGCAUUGUCCUCGCAUUAAAAUUAGACGCACGCUGCCGUCGCCCGGGCACCUUGGCACCGGCCGCCACAACAGACACAUUCCAGCGUGGCAAAGCCGACCCAACACCAGUGCAAGCGUCGCCAUUGCCCGUCCCCCAUCCCCGAGCUAGGCUUUUGCGCGCCCCCCGAGCAGCAGAGAGCGAGACGAGCCCGGUUCCGACGCCCUUUUCACCCCUCCCGCGCAAUCGCAGCGCCUGGCUACGCCGCCGACCCGCGUUGCUCUGCCCCCUUUCCGUUCCGGCUGGCCCUCUGCGCUGUAACCUGCAUACACCAUGGCCGUCUCCAUCCAGGACCGUACAGACGAGUUCCGCUCCAUCCUGGCCCAGGCCCAGCGGCGGCAAGCGCAGUCCAAGACGGGCGCGCAGAGGCAGUCGCUGCUGACGGCACAGGAAAAGGCACAGGCGAACCCCAGCCCGCGGCGCCAGCGCUCCGAGUUUGCGCGCAAUGCAGCCGACGUUGCGCGGGGUGUCGCGAGCACCAUGCAGAAGCUGGAGCGCCUGUCGCAGCUGGCCAAGCGCAAAACGCUCUUCGACGACCGGCCUGUCGAGUUUGACGAGCUCACGUUUGUCAUCAAGCAGGACAUGGCUGCGCUGUCUGGCCAGGUGCAGGCGCUGCAGCAGAUGAACGCCAAGCUGCACCCCAAGGCGAAGCCCGGUGUGGAUCAAGAGGGCGAGCACAACAGCAAUGUUGUCAUGCUGCUAAAGGACAAGCUGCAGAACGUGGGCACCAAUUUCAAGGACGUGCUGGAGGUGCGCACCAAGAACAUGCAGGCAUCACGCUCGCGGACAGAGCAGUUUCUCUCGACGGCCACACAACAAUCCCGCAGCAGCCUCGACCCCGGCCGCACCGACUCGCCACUGUACCAGACGCCGCAGCGAGGACGAUCGCCGGGAGGAUUUGGCAGAAACACCAGUGCAGUGCAGCAGGACCUGCUUUCGCUCGAGCCCUCGGGAUCGUCUGCUCUGACGCGGGGCGGGGCGCAGUCGGACGCACAGCUGCUGCUCAUGGAAGAGGCCCAACCACAGAACACGUACAUCCAAGAGCGGGGACGAGCGAUUGAGUCGAUUGAGUCGACGAUUCAGGAGCUCGGCGGCAUCUUCAGCCAGCUCGCGCAGAUGGUGCAGGAGCAAGGCGAGCAGAUUCAGCGCAUCGACGCCAACACCGAGGACGUUGUGGACAACGUCGAGGGUGCGCAGCGAGAGCUGAUGAAGUACUGGAGCCGCGUGCAGGGCAACCGCUGGCUCGUUGCCAAGAUGUUUGGAGUGCUAAUGAUAUUUUUCCUACUUUGGGUACUCAUUUCCGGGUAGACUUGUGUACGUUUUGAUGCUUGUGCAUGACUGGCGUUGAGCAAGACGAUAAGAGGCGGUACGGGGCCGGCCCGGCAGUGUGCUGGCAACGCCCUUUGGCCAUGGGUGUUUUCUGUUGUUUCGUUUCUGUUGUGUAUGUGAUUGACAUUAUCUUCUCCUGUUCAUUUUUUUGGUCGUGUGCACGUGCGGUGCAUGCAUGGACGAUUGCACGCGGAACGAGCGGGCGACCUAGUCAUUUGUAAUAGACGCGCAAUCAGAGUUUGGCCUUGAUUUCAG
Exserohilum turcica Et28A is the source of this 1713-nucleotide messenger RNA. RefSeq lists its product as uncharacterized. Gene Ontology annotation, molecular function: SNAP receptor activity; SNARE binding. The coding region runs from base 403 to 1437 and encodes 344 amino acids. Gene Ontology annotation, biological process: intracellular protein transport; endoplasmic reticulum to Golgi vesicle-mediated transport; vesicle fusion. Gene Ontology annotation, cellular component: Golgi membrane; SNARE complex; endomembrane system. Lineage: Eukaryota; Fungi; Ascomycota; Dothideomycetes; Pleosporales; Pleosporaceae. The transcript is spliced from 2 exons. The record is from RefSeq and is a predicted model, not a curated record.